AUGAAUUAUUACGUGUUAAUUGAGCCUAAACCCGAUAACGAAUUAGCAAGGUGGGAGAAUGAGCGUUCGCAUAAACAGGUCCACCUCCAUCAACCAACUAUAAACGGGACUAUAAGUGGUCCGAUAAAUGGUGCAUAUGUAACUGGCGGAACAGUUGGAACUGUAAACGGAACUGGAACUAUCAGCGGAGGGACUUUUGAUGUUGAAUCAUUCGCAUCAAAAAAAAGAGAUCAAGAGGACUAUCAGGAGGAGUUGCAGAGAAAACAAGCAAGAAUAGACGGUGAGAAUCUUCAACCUAUCUAUAACGUUCAAAUCCCUCCUCCACGCGUUGUCACUCCUCCCCAUCCACCACAAACACCUGAACAUCAAAUAUUUUCUUCGAGUUCCAUCGUUUCUCCCACCACAAGAAGUGAAAGUGACGAAGAUGAUUUUGAUGCAGAUGACCGAGUCUUGACAGAAAUUCCACAAUAG
This is a messenger RNA of Funneliformis geosporum, 471 nucleotides long. NCBI's taxonomy places the organism in Eukaryota, Fungi, Glomeromycota, Glomeromycetes, Glomerales, Glomeraceae. The record is from the annotation of a GenBank genome assembly.